GAAAAACCACAUGUAGUGUCUGAGCCUUCACGGCCACCGUAAUGGAGAGGCGUACCCGACCCGGGCAAGGAAGCAAUUAACAACAUGCUUUUGUAACGCACAGAGAGAGAGAGAAACUAUUUUCAAAGUUAAAGUUUAGGUUUUUUUUGGCGGGAGUUGGUGACACUUUUGAAUAAAUAAAACAUGGGUUGGUUUUUUCUUUCCUCUUCUUUUUGUAGAAAAUCUUUUUUGCAAAACGUUUGUUUUGCAGGCAGAAGUGUGACCAAAAGUGUCAAUACGAUCUUCUGCACUGCAAGCAAACCUAGUACCAGGGAAAGCGUGUCGCAGUGUUUUUACGCCUUGCAGCGAGUUACUAGGCGUGAAAUAAUUGACCAAAACUGCUUUGCAUCGGCUGCAAGAAGAUUUUUCACACAAAACCACGUUUCAGGUUUAAUAUCAUUCACAACACGGGUUACAAAUUGCAGUAGCACCGCGCCUACCAGUACUAGCAUAAAUGCAUGUCGCUGGAGGUCUUUAUUAUCAAACCGAGGCGCUGUUUUGAAGAAAGCCAACAACGGCGUUUCUCUUAACAACGCUUUGAGCAGUUGUAUUGUUACUCGCUUGGGUUCGUGCAUCGGCAGGACUCGCUUUCACUCGGGCGCGGUCGGGAGAGCGGUUUCCACGGCCGUGUCGAAGGACGUCGUGCUGUUCGAGCACGACAAGAGAACGUUUUUCCGGUUGCUGGGGUUCUUCUGCGCGGGGCAGUUUCUGUUCUGGAUCUCCCUGGCGCAUUUUGCCUUCACCAGCCUGAAGGACACCGGUUACCGGGAGACGGUGAUCACGGACGACGCCGGGAAGAAUCUGCCCAAACUCGGGGGCGUGUCGCUCAAUCUGGGGUCGAGCAAAUGGAGAUACGGCUUCACCGUGUCGUGCCUGACAGUGGGCACUGUGAUCCUGGUCGCUGGCUCUGCCUUUGCUCGCCGGUCAGUCAGCAGGGUCCUGUUACACCGUGGAGGUCAGGAGGUCACCUUCACCACCUACUACCCCUUCGGAGGCACGUCCAGCUUCAGCGCCCCCCUGCGCCACGUGUCCUGCGUGGCCCACCGCGCCGAGGUGCCCUCCAUGAUCCCCAUCCGGGUCAAGGGUCACGCCCUCUACUUCCUGCUCGAUAAGCAGGGCCGGUUCCACAACCCCAGGCUCUUUGACGUCACUGUGGGGGCCUACAGGAAGCUCUGAGGAGCCAAAUACACACGUGUGUUUUGUUUUUAAUGAAGCCCAGGUUGGGUUUACAAUGCUUUCUAACCUGUGUGGAUGACUUCCUAUACAGGGGGUUAGAAACUCACACUAGCCCUGCUGCUGCUGCUGCUGCACCCAGUCCUGGGGUUCAGAGCUCCCCUCAGUGAAGUCUAGUAUUAUUAUUAUUAAUAUUGAAAUGAUCAGGAGCCAGGAGUUUGAGCAGGGUUAGAAACUCACACUAGCCCUGCUGCUGCUGCUGCUGCACCCAGUCCUGGGGUUCAGAGCUCCCCUCAAUGAAGUCUAGUAUUAUUAUUAUUAAUAUUGAAAUGAUCAGGAGCUGGGAGUUUGAGCAGGGUUAGAAACUCACACUAGCCCUGCUGCUGCUGCACCCAGUCCUGGGGUUCAGAGCUCCCCUCAAUGAAGACUAGUAUUAUUAUUAUUAUUAUUAUUAUUAUUAUUAAUAUUGAAAUGAUCAGGAGCCAGGAGUUUGACGUUGGACAUUAUUUCACUGUGCUUGCUUGGGUGUACAGGUGCGCUUGAGCUCGUAAUGAGGUUCUGGGUUGUUAAAAAAAAUUUAAUUAAAAUACAGAUACAAACAA
This is a messenger RNA of Acipenser ruthenus (sterlet), 1814 nucleotides long. Its product is annotated as transmembrane protein 223-like. The transcript has 2 exons. Lineage: Eukaryota; Metazoa; Chordata; Actinopteri; Acipenseriformes; Acipenseridae. The record is from RefSeq and is a predicted model, not a curated record. Gene Ontology annotation, biological process: nervous system development. Bases 184 to 1215 code for a protein of 343 amino acids. Gene Ontology annotation, cellular component: mitochondrion.